Messenger RNA from Manduca sexta (tobacco hornworm), 902 nucleotides. RefSeq names its product glutathione S-transferase 2-like. The coding region runs from base 134 to 748 and encodes 204 amino acids. The transcript is spliced from 5 exons. Gene Ontology annotation, biological process: glutathione metabolic process. Lineage: Eukaryota; Metazoa; Arthropoda; Insecta; Lepidoptera; Sphingidae. Gene Ontology annotation, molecular function: glutathione transferase activity. The record is from RefSeq and is a predicted model, not a curated record.
GCUUAUCGUAUGGCAACACCGUCUACGGGUCGAGGCGCGGCGCGAGGCGACUAUAUAUACAUUAUCAACGCUGGGUUUGGUGUUGUCGCUCUAGUCAGUACUCGUGACACUUCUUACAACACUAUACAUCAAAAUGCCGAAGGUGUCCCUCUACUACUUCGAAUUCAAGGCCCUGGGUGAGGGUCUGAGAAUGCUGCUGGCGUAUGGAGGCCAGGAGUUCGAAGACAUCAGGAUUGAGUUCCAGAAAUUCAGUGACUUCAAACCAGAGACUCCAUUCGGCCAGCUGCCGAUGCUGGUGAUUGACGGCAAGAAAUAUGCCCAAAGUUCAGCGAUCGCGCGCUACCUCGGACGCAAGUACGGGCUCGCCGGCAAAGAUAUCGAAGAAGACUUCGAGAUCGAUCAAGUCAUCGAUUUAUUAACCGAUGUCCGUCUUUCUGGUCUAGCGGUUAUACACGAGAAGGACGAAGCGCUGAGGUCAAAGAAGUUCUCUGAACUGGCGGAGACCAAGUUUCCCUUUUACCUGCAGAAAUUCGACGAGAUCUUGACCAAGAACAACGGAUUUCUCGCGCUUGGCAGGCUAACCUGGGCAGAUUUCGUAUUCGUCGGCGUUUUCGACUACCUCAAAAUGUUGCUUCAAAUGCCGGACCUCGAAGAGAAGUACCCUAUCUUCAAGAAGCCUAUUGAAGCCGUUGUCAACAUUCCAAAAGUCAAAGCGUUCAUUGACUCGGCGCCCAAAUCGGAAAUUUAAAGAAUAAUCAGAAUGAUUGGGGCAAGCCUAUCGUUAUAUAGGAUACAAAUUCCGGACUUCGGCCAGAUACUGAGAAUAAAAACCAUAUUAUAUUUAUAAAUGUUUAUAUUUGAAGAAUUAGAUACUGAUUAACUAUUAAAACAUUCGUUUUAUA